This is a messenger RNA of Salvelinus namaycush (lake trout), 858 nucleotides long. It is a transcript of the gene tm2d2, whose product is annotated as TM2 domain containing 2. NCBI's taxonomy places the organism in Eukaryota, Metazoa, Chordata, Actinopteri, Salmoniformes, Salmonidae. The record is from RefSeq and is a predicted model, not a curated record.
AUGGGGCACAUGCUGAUGGCUGUGUCAUCUGACGGAGUGUGCACCAUGGGCACGGCUGGUAUCCCAGUAUCUUCUGUACAAAGAGUGUCAGGAACGUCAGGAUUACCCUUGAACUUUCAGCAGCAUGCUAUGGCAUCGCAGUUUGUCCAAUCCAAUGGCGUCAACAAGCAAGCUAUAGCUAGUAAUAGCCGCAGUUCAACCAAGGUUGAGAAGGUGGCUAGGAUUUUGGUCAGCUACAUUCUUUGCGGUCAAGUUAUCUUGCUACUAACAGUGUUGCUUUUGCUUUUGGAAGGAAUACACUCCCAGAAUUCAUCAGACACAUCCGGAUAGAGAGCAACAGCUGCAUUCAAUGAGCAGCCACAGGAUAACGUCACGUCGUAUCAUAUCAUACCAGGUGAAUGCGUGAGUUAUACUGAACUAUAUGGAUAUAGGCCCCCGUCGCCAGUUGUCUUCUGCAGUUAUCUACCCGAGGAGUUCAUACACUGUCAAGAUCCAGUGGACCAUGCACAGAACUCCACUGCCAUUCUGGAGAUGGGACAUGGUUGUUGGAAGUUUGGAGGGCAGGUACACAAAGAUGUGAAUCACACACCAGUCAUCUACGACAUUGAGUGUGCUGGACACAGGGAGUUCCUGAGAGGGAAUGAGUAUUGUGUGGUAUACACUGGCUACUAUUUCAUCACCACUCUGCUGUAUUCCUUCUUCCUGGGGUGCUUUUGAGUGUACCGGUUCUGCCUGGGGCACAGCACAGCUGUGGGCAAGCUGCUGACCCUAGGAGGCCUGGGCAUCUGGUGGUUCAUGGACCUCAUCACCGGAGGCCUGAUGCCUAGUGACAACAGCUACUGGUGCACCUUCUACUGA